Messenger RNA from Protopterus annectens (West African lungfish), 881 nucleotides. It is a transcript of the gene CSRP3, whose product is annotated as cysteine and glycine rich protein 3. NCBI's taxonomy places the organism in Eukaryota, Metazoa, Chordata, Ceratodontiformes, Protopteridae. Gene Ontology annotation, biological process: cardiac muscle contraction; muscle tissue development; sarcomere organization. The record is from RefSeq and is a predicted model, not a curated record. Gene Ontology annotation, cellular component: cytoplasm; nucleus; Z disc. The transcript is spliced from 6 exons. Bases 138 to 716 code for a protein of 192 amino acids. Gene Ontology annotation, molecular function: structural constituent of muscle; actinin binding.
AUAAAAAGAUCCCCCCCACAGCUGUUAGUUAAGCUAAGAAGUAUUUAAAGUGAGUAGGAAUUCCUGUUAUCUUUCAUUUGAAGCUAUUCUUUGCAGCGUUUCACCCCUGAGGAAAAAACAGACCACAUUUGUCAGUCAUGCCAAUCUUAGGAGGCGGUGCCAAAUGUGGGGCUUGUGAAAAGACAGUGUACCAUGCAGAGGAAAUCCAGUGCAACGGGAGAAGUUUUCACAAGACCUGCUUCUACUGUAUGGCUUGCAGAAAGGGUCUGGAUAGCACAACAGUAGCAGCACAUGAAUCAGAAAUCUACUGCAAGACCUGCUAUGGGAAGAAGUAUGGACCAAAAGGCAUAGGUUAUGGGCAAGGCGCUGGCGCCCUCAGCACAGACACUGGAGAACAUCUGGGCAUUGUACCACAAGAUGUAAAGCCACAACGUCCUACUGCAAAUACUGGCUCUUCUAAAUUUGCUUCAAAGUUUGGUGGAUCAGAGAAAUGUCCUAGAUGUGGCAAAUCUGUAUAUGCAGCAGAGAAAGUCAUGGGAGGAGGCCUGCCUUGGCAUAAAACUUGUUUCCGCUGUGCCCUUUGUGGAAAAAGCCUGGAAUCAACAAAUGUGACUGACAAAGAUGGAGAAAUCUACUGCAAAAUGUGCUAUGCAAAGAACUUUGGCCCAAAAAGAAUGGGGUAUGGAGCUACGGUAAACCUGGAGAGCAAUGAGUGAUCUGCAGUAAUGAAUGUUUAUCAUGACAGAUAAAGCCAUCCUUGGGGCUGUAGAAAUUCUUCAGUACAUGCUCUUUAAAUGCCAUGCUAACUAGUAGUGUUAUUCAGCGCAAUAUAUUAACCCACUGUGCUAGCAUAUCUUCUUUAUAAAAGGUAAUUGCACUUC